Acipenser ruthenus (sterlet) is the source of this 3162-nucleotide messenger RNA. RefSeq lists its product as uncharacterized. Gene Ontology annotation, biological process: intracellular protein localization. Bases 229 to 3162 code for a protein of 977 amino acids. The transcript is spliced from 5 exons. Lineage: Eukaryota; Metazoa; Chordata; Actinopteri; Acipenseriformes; Acipenseridae. Gene Ontology annotation, cellular component: cytoplasm. The record is from RefSeq and is a predicted model, not a curated record. Gene Ontology annotation, molecular function: protein kinase A binding.
GUCACCGCCAACACAAAACCACUAGAGCACCGGCGCUCAGUUCCUUCUCAGUCAGCUAGACCCUGCGACCAUUUGUUCAGAAGCUUUUCUUUACAAAUCAACCUCUCCGUUUUCAGAGAUAUAGAAGAAGGAUAUCUGGAGCAGGAGCGACAGAGAGAAACAGAAAUACUGUACAGACACAGAUACCAACUAAAACUACCUACGUGAACAAACUGAACUGCCAACAAGAUGUCUCUUGAAAGUGAGUGGCUGAGCAGUAGACUGAAGCUGUGUCUUCUAACCAGCUCCUCAGAUGAAGAUCAGAGGGCUCCAGGAGAUCGACAGAAUUCAGGAGCUGUGUAUCUUACCACACAGCCAGGUGUGACUCCCACCUACAACAGAACAUCUGUUCUCAACGCACUCAAUGCAUAUACCCAAGGAUUGAGCCAGGCCCUAGGCAUGGCUUCUGAGGAGCAGGGAGUGGAGACUGAUAACAUUCCCCAGCAGUCCGCAGAACCUGGGCACAGUUUGAUUUCCAGCUAUGCAGACUACAUGACGAGUGAUAUUAUGAGUGUCAUUAAAAGGCAAUUGGAACCAACUGCGAGCAGGAAUGCUGCAUUCGACUUGAGCCAACCCCUACCUGACUGCCAGUCUGCAUCCAUUGGUGGAACAGGUGUCAUGCACAAAGAAGGUGAUUUGCAUGUGUCUCCAAUGGAAUUAGAUGCAGGCACUACUCCCAGCACUGAUGAUAAUGGCUUCCUGGGUUUGGCUACUAAACUUUCCUCUAUUAUUAUUCAGGAAGCACAUGAAGAGAUUAAUAAGGGGCUAACUGUGAGCCAAGGCUCUUCCUCCCAGUGCACCAUUAGCACCUUAUCAGAAGGGAGGAAGAUUAGCGGCAUUCAAUCUGUUGCAGAGGAAUUUGCAUCAAAACUGAUACAGGAACUGGACUCUAUAUGCAUGGAGGAAUUAAGAGACACAAUAAUGACAUUGACCUCGAGGGGUCUUUUGGAAAUGGAUGGAAGUACAAUGAAUCAUGAAUCAUUUACCAGUGGGAGGUUCUCUGAAGAAGCUGGAUAUAUAAACUCAGUCAGAUCACCAGACACACCAAUGCCUUGCUGCACCAAGAACUGUUGCGGGAGAGAUCAGCAUUAUCAGUUUCCCAGCCCAGUGGUCUGCGAUCCCUCUUUAAGUGAGGUGGAAAAUCAGUACAGGUUUUUCAAUUCAUUUUUAAGAGAGUACGGGACAGGGGGCUCCAUCACAACAAGACAACACCAAGAGCCAUCCUGUUUUUCAGCUCCAGCAAAAUCUGUAUUCUCCAGCAAGAGUUCGCUGGACUAUCCUGAUGCUCCUCCGCCCACCCCCCUCGUGCCAGAGAAAGGUAAGAGCCGGAGCAGCUUCUCCAGGAAACUGAAAGGUGGCCUCGCCAAGGAGUUCCUCCCAUCUCCCCCUCCGCCAACCCCCAAGGAAGACUCUACUAGUUCUCCUAGGAAAGAGCAAGACACUGGGGAUAAGGCAGAGUUCAUGGCCAAACUCAUGAGAUCACUGUCUCUGGAGUAUUCAGAAAGAGAAAGGGAAGCAGAGCAAAGUAUUGGCCAGGCCAAGGAGGAUGGAAGGUCUCGGAGGCAUUCAAGUGAGAAUCAAGGAUUUCAACAGAUUUCAGUCUAUGCUAACCAGUUAGCUUUAUCUAUAAUGGGCUGGAGCGCAAAUGAAAAACUUUUAAAAGACCCGAAUGUGGAGACUGGGGACAGCUGUGUGGACAGCACUUCAACAAAAGGUAAUCUAGAAAACAUCCAGGAGCAGUCUCAGAUGCAGAGUGUGGCUCCCAUAAGAAUGACUCACAGCCCACUCAGCCCUGUGUCUGUCUACGCAGAGAGGAUAAGUCAAGAAAUAAGAGGGGAGGUUUUGGCAAUUCAAAGAGAAAUGUUGCUGGAAACCAAAGUCCCCCGAAAAGUCAAGGCAGCAGCAACAACAACUAAUGGGAUCCAGCCACAUUGUGAAGCGAAUCUCAGCCACAUGGCAGAAAGGCUUGCUGAAGAACUCAUUCAGGCCUCGUUUCAGAUGCUUGUGAUGCCCACAAAGGCUGGUCGGUGUCGGGUAUCAGGACAGGCAGAGGCAGGGGAACAGCUGUCCAGAACUGUCCCUCAUCCAGACCGACAUGUGAUGUUCAGCCAACAGUCGGUUGUUGUUGACGGGGGAGAUAAAGAAAUGCCAGACUCAUCAGUGGAGAAUGUAUCAACUAACCCACCUGCAUCAGGCAAAUGCUGUGUGCCAUACACUUGGGAGACCAAUAUUAACUUUGGUGCUUUCCAAAAUGCAGACCUGACCCAAUUUGCAGGGUUAUUGAUUAAAGAUGUCCUGCAGGAAGCUGUCAAACAACUCAAGGAAACCCCUUUUGACAAUGUAAAAGAUCAGUGCCCAUUCAGACCAACCAUGGUAGAGGAAAUAACAGAGAAGCUGAGUAGGAAGAUCUUGGCCUGUACCAUUCCUUCAGUGGUGGAACAAGAACACCACCAACUCCAUAGGAACCUCUAUGAAAGAGAGGGCACAUCUGCAGUUACCAUUUCUCAGCACACUGGAAGGACAGUCAAUGGAGGUUGUACACAGUCACAACAGCCAGAAGUGAUUGACUUCGAAAUGAUGAAUUGGCAUGGGUCAUAUGCCGAGGAUUUAGCUAAAGCUGUGCUGAAAGCUUCAUUGGAUGAAGCUGGCAAAUACUGUAGUGAUUUUUUUAAUAGCCCUAUUUUAAAGCCUGCCACUGGCACAAAAAAACCCACAACCUUCAGGUUCACACAUGUGAACUCAGGAGAAGAAAGUGGAUUCCCAAAUGGAAGGGCCUUAAAGGCAAACCAGCACACUGACCCUGAAGGAGCCUUCUCUGCAUCCGGGAAGCCAGGCCUCAGGCCAGUGGUGGCACAGCUGGAUGCUCACUGUGACAUUACCACACAGCAGCUGCAGGGAGUGCUCCAAUGGGCAGUAGCCUCUCAGUUAAACAUACCUGUGUUCCAGUGUAGGACCCCAGCAGAGGAUCUAAGAACACAGUUUUCUGGCCUGGCGAGGAGGGCGGUGGAGGGGGGCUGGACGGUGGGGGAUCUGGUGACGGCUCUGCUUCGCUACUGUGACCUGACAGAGCAGGCCGCAGCCAGGGGGCACAGUACACAGAGCUCUCUCCUGGACUGGCUGUGA